AUGACCACGACACCACCCCUCGCGACGGGUGCCAACCCUCCGAUUCCCGCCGAACAGCUCACCGCACUUACAUCGCUGCUGUCGGGUCUCACCGCUGCCGCUUCCGGCACUGCCACACCCGCCACGACGUCCGGCACCACUCGCACUGCCUUUCCAAAGCACGCACGCUUGGAUGGUGCGAAGACCUUCGCGAACUGGACACGCCAACUUCGCCUGUGCCUAGCGGACGACAUCCGCUCGUACGUCCUCGACGGUAUCGUACCCGACGACUGGACACCUUCGCAACGCUCCGCUCGCGACGCCGUCGCUAGCGAGGUCCUUGCGAACUCGAUUGACUCGGCCAAAGUCUCGGCAGUCCUCGACAAAAUCCCUACCGCCGACCUGACAGCACCGACAAUCUACUCGACGCUGAAAUUGCGGUACGCCCCUGACGACGCCACCCGCACGCUCGAGCUCUUCUCACGACUCUGGGGUUUCCGUCCCAUGCCCGGCACGGUUGCCGAAUUUGACGGGUGGAUCAUGGAGUUCAAAGCCGUUGCGCAAGAGAUCAUCGACACAAAGACGACUAUUAAUGAUGUUCUCGCCACACUCCUCCUUGCAAUCGCCCACCCGUCCCUCGAGAGCUUCAAGGCGUCGUUCACCGAUGAACAGCGCACGCAACGAACUCUCCCCGACAUUGAUUCGCUUGCCGACCGUAUGCGAGUCCAACUUCGGUCAACGAACAUCCCCAGCACUCAAUCGGCCCUUCUUGCCUCGUCGUCGUCACGUUCUACCCAUCCCAAGUGUCUCGCCUGUCGCAGCCCUUCGCACCGAGUCGCGGAGUGCCCUACGAGGGCGCAACACCCGCCGCCAGGACCCUGUCGCUCCUGCAAGAAGAAGGAUCACUGGUCUCUCGACUGCAAGAAGGCGCUCGAGGACGGCAAAAAGCCUGACACCGCUGACUCGACCGUCGACUCGCAACACCAUGUCGGAUGUCUUGCCACCGGUCUUCUCGCUCGUCGUCGCCAGCUUCGCAACCACUCUUUUGUCGUCGACUCGGGCGCCACUUCGCACAUGGUCUCGGACAAGUCGCUGUUCACGACCUAUCGCCAUAUCGCUCCUACGAAGAUUGGUGGUAUUGCAGGGGGCAUCAACGCCAUCGGAACGGGAAACAUCGCCUUCAUUGCCGCCUCGGGUCAUCCGAUCACGCUUACCGGCGUGCUGCACACUCCGGGCCUGUUUGUCAAUCUUCUCUCGGUCUCUCGACUUUCCGACACCGACGAUGUCCGUGUCGCCUUCACGAAACACGGCAUCCACAUUGACAAGGACGGCAACGACAUCGCUGAAGGUGCACGACUCGACGAAGGGCUCUACUUGCUGGACGCUGAUCAUUCCAAAUGUCAGCACCUUGCUCUCCUUUCUCGCUCACAGUCGUCCGUGCCCCUGCUGACUCUCCAUCGCUGCCUCGGCCAUCUCGCACCGUCCUCCAUACAGAAGAUGGUUGCCGCUGGUUUGCUGGAGGGUCUCAGGGCCGGAUAUAGUGACGAAGAGGUAGAGAAGUUUGUCUGCAAUGCUUGCCUCAGCGCAAAGGGCCAUCGUCUUCCCUUUCCCGAUUCGGAUUCGCACUCCUCAGAGAGACUCGGCCUUGUACACAGCGAUGUGUUUUCCUUCUCCGAGCGGUCCUUGACUGGCAAACGUUACCUGGUCACAUUCCUUGACGAUUACUCGCGCAAACUCUGGGCCUACGCAAUCGGACACAAAAGCGAAGUCUUCGGCAUAUUCAAAACUUGGCUAGCCGAGGUUGAACUCGAGACGGGUGCGACGCUGAAGGUCCUCCGAACCGACAACGGUGGCGAAUACUGUUCGAGAGCGUUCACAGAGUUCUGCAAGGCACGAGGCACUCGUCGACAAUACUCUAUCCCACGCACGCCUCAACAGAACGGUCGUGCAGAGCGGGUCAAUCGUUCCAUUGUCGAAGGCGUCCUUGCCCUCCUUGUCGACGCCCACCUACCCAAGACAUUCUUGUGAAGAGUCCACUCUCAGCUCGACAGGGGCGCCUCGGUCGUUGCGCGCGCCUGCUAGCCUGGCCCCUGUGGUGGGGACUUAGGCGCGCGCGAGUGCCUCAGCGCGCCGGCGCCGGCGGUUUUCGGGCGCGCGCCGCUAGCCCGCCCUUGCAGUGGGGACUUAGCCGCGCGCGACUGCCUCAGCGCUCCAGCGAUUUCGCCCGCGCCUGGGCAUAUCCCAGCGCGGGCCACCUUUCCAUUUCUUAGCUUCCUUCUCAUCACUUCUGUUCGACUCUCGACUUCUCCUGACAGUAGUGGUGAUCAUCUCAUAGGUACGCUGAAAUAGAUCACUUCUGUUCGACUCUCGACUUCUCCUGACUAUUCGAUCAACUCUACUACGUCAGCGAUGUAGUUAUAGCCAAGAGUGAUGAAUGCAUUUCAACAUACCUAUUCGAUCAACUCUACUACGUCAGCGAUGUAGUUAUAGCCAAGAGUGAUGAAUAG
Microbotryum saponariae is the source of this 2486-nucleotide messenger RNA. The record is from the annotation of a GenBank genome assembly. NCBI's taxonomy places the organism in Eukaryota, Fungi, Basidiomycota, Microbotryomycetes, Microbotryales, Microbotryaceae.